This is a messenger RNA of Impatiens glandulifera, 2557 nucleotides long. RefSeq names its product pentatricopeptide repeat-containing protein At3g22470, mitochondrial-like. Gene Ontology annotation, molecular function: protein binding. The transcript has a single exon. The record is from RefSeq and is a predicted model, not a curated record. NCBI's taxonomy places the organism in Eukaryota, Viridiplantae, Streptophyta, Magnoliopsida, Ericales, Balsaminaceae. The coding region runs from base 277 to 1986 and encodes 569 amino acids.
CAUUCACAUUCGCACGACCUGGUCCAUUUAGAGGGAUGUACUUAAAUAGGCAAACCCUCCAAGAUAAAUCCAUUAGAACAUCUCUAUUAUUUUGGUCCGAGUUCCAAACUCUGACAUUAAUAUUGUUGAUGGGUAUCCUAUAUAAUCAUCAUCCAUUACUUCUAUCCUUGUUGCUCAUGAAGUUCUUAAAUUCUGUAUGAAGAAUUCUUUACAUGCUAAUUGAACAACGGGGUUCCUGAAUUAUAGGAUACACAAAAGAAGAGCAGCAUUGUGGACAUGGACAUCAAAUUAGGCUGCACAAAUCUCCUUCAUGCAUUACAGCUCUUUGAUCGCAUGAUUGUCGCGCAACCCAUUCCACCAAUUUCCUCCUUCAAUCGUGUGUUGGGUACAGUUGCCAAAAGCAUGCAUUUUGCUCAAGUUAUAUCUCUUUACAAGAGGAUGAUAACAGUAGAAAUAUUGCCCGACUAUAUUACUUUAAAUAUCUUGCUAAAUGGGUUCUGCAGAAUGGGUCACAUUGGCUUCGGUUUCUCAGUUUUGAGUACUUUUCUUAAAAGGGGUUACUGGCCAAAUACCGUGACUUAUACAUCGUUGAUUAAGGGUUUGUGUUUGGUUGAUGAAGUUGGCGAAGCAGUCAAACUGUUCGAGAGAAUGAUUGAAUGGGGUUACACCCCAAAUGUAAUUACAUAUGGGACAUUAGUGAACGGGUUAUGUAAAACAUCUAAAACACAACAUGCCCUUGAACUGCACUAUAAGAUGAUUAAUCGGAAUGACUUUUUCGGUGUCAGGUGGAAACCAAAUGUAGUUUUAUAUGGUACUUUAAUUGAUGGUCUGUGUAAAGAGGGUUUUGUAUGCAAGGCGAAAGAACUAUUUUCAGAAAUGAAAGGUAGAGGUAUAUCAGCUGAUGUAAUUGUUUAUAGCUCUUUGAUUAAUGGGUUGUGUAGUGUAGGUUCAUGGGAAGAUGCCAAGGCUUUCUUCAAUGAAAUGCUUGAUACAGGAGUUUGUCCCAACGCCAUAACUUACAACGUAUUGAUAAAUGCUCUUUGUAAGACAGGGAAAUCGAAAGAAGCAAAUGAGUUAUUGGAAUUGAUGAUCCAAAGAGGCAUUCAACCUGAUUCUUUCUCGUAUAACACAUUGUUGGAUGGAUAUUGUUUAGAGAAUAAAAUCAAUGAUGCAAAGGAGUGGUUUGUUUCGAUGGGAAACAAACAGAUUGGAAUCGAUGUCGUUAGUUACAAUGUUAUAAUCAAUGGCCUUUGUAAAUGUGGCCGAAUCGAAGAGGCCAUGAAUCUUUACAAGCAGAUGAAUCAUAAAGGAGUGUCUCCUAACAUUAUUACCUUUAACACCUUAUUUACAGGUUUGUUUAAGAAAAAUAAAGUUGAGGCUGCACGUACCCUUUUGCUGGAAUUGAAGGAUCAUAAUGUGACAGCAAACUCCAUAACAUAUAAAAUAAUAUUGGAGGGUCUUUGUAAAAGGGAGGAUUGUCUUAUGGAAGCAUUGGAACUAUUUCAAAAUCUCAAAAGUUUUAAGCCAACUAUUAGCAUGUUCAACUGCAUACUUGAUGGGCUGUGUAAAGGAGGAAAGCUUAAUAUAGCUUCAGAGCUAUUUCACGGAUUAUCGAAGAACAACUUGGUUCCCAAUGUUGUAACUUAUAGCAUCAUGAUCCACGGGCUCUGUAGAAACGGGGAACUGGAAAAGGCUGAGAAUCUUUUCCAAGAAAUGGAAACGUUGGGUUGUGAGCCAAACGUUGUCACUUUUAAUAUUCUGAUGCGCGCCUUUUGCCACAACAAGGAUUUUGAAAAAGUUGUACAACUUCUUCAAAAAAUGGCUAAGAAGCAUGUUAGUCCUGAUGCAUCCACGAUGUCUAUAGUAGUCAACUUAAUGUCCAAGGAUGAAAAGUAUGAUGAUCUUUUACAUUUGUUUCCAACAUUUCCUAUGAAUAUGCCCAAGAAAGAUUAUGUUUCUGGAGGGGAUAAGUUUUUGACAUCUUAAAAAGUCACAAACAGUGUUGUGACUUUAAGGUGAUUUUAAUGUAAAUCAAAUUUGAGACCUUGAGGCACUUGUCAUAUGGCCUACCAGUGAAGGAUCAAAAUCAAACUCUUAUUCUAUGUUUUGUGUGCAUUUACAUCCGAUGUUUGCCAAAUGUUUGCAACAACAUUACAUGCAAACUACAAAAUGUUACGGUGAAGUAGAAUUGAAGGAAGCAAAACCAAACCGAACCAACAAAAAACCCACUGAACCGAUAUUAAACUGGUCAUAUCUACUUUUGUCUGGGUUUUUGCAACUAAGAACCGUCGACCGAAAGAACUGAGCCUUAAUGUGUCUAACCAAAUUGAUGUCGUCUUGUUUGGAAAUCAGAGAUCAUGCUUUUUUUUUUCUUCCAGGUCGAAGUUUCCAGCUCAAAUUAGACUCUUCUUCUAUGGCCUCUUAACUACAGGAUCAAUAUUCUUGAAUUUAGUUAGUAGGGAUUUUCCUGGCUCUUGGGUAUCCUUCAUUUUAGUUUGUGAUUAAAACUUUUAGGAAUUCACAUUAACACUUUCAGUUCAAAUCAAAUCAUUCAAUC